AGGCCCAUGCAGCCAUGCAAAUCAACAAGUUCUUAAGCUUCAUCUUCUAUAAAUACCAAACUCCAAUUACACAUUUAUCACCACCAAUUCUAUCGAUCUCUCUUCUUUUAUAUCACCAUGGCUAAGCCUAUUCUGCUUUCUCUCUGCCUUCUUGCUAUCUUUAGCGGAUCACUAGCUAGCCGUUCAUUUCAGAUGCAAAAUGAGUGCCAACUCAAUAGGAUCAAUGCUCUCGAAGCCGAUGAUCACAUUCAGUGCGAAGCUGGAACCAUCGAGUCAUGGAAUCCCAACCGCGACCAGUUCCAAUGCGCCGGUGUUGCUGUCAGCAGGGAGACCAUUGAACCCAAUGGUCUUUUGUUGCCUGCCUACCAUAAUGCUCCACAGCUUGUCUAUAUUGUCCAAGGCAGUGGUAUGAUUGGAGUGAUGAUGCCUGGAUGCGCUGAAACAUUCCAAGAAUCUCAGCAAUCUGCUGGAAGCGGCGGUUGGCAACAAGAGCAGCACCAGAAGAUUCGUCGUUACCGUCAAGGUGAUAUCAUUGCUUUGCCUGCCGGAGUUGCUCACUGGUGUUAUAAUGAUGGCAACGAACGCGUUAUCGCUGUGAGCGUUUACGACACCGCCAACAAUGCCAACCAGCUCGACAACAACCCCAGAGGCUUCUAUCUAGCUGGUAACCCAGAAGAUGAGUUCAGGCAACAAUCCGGACGGCAAGGUGAGCGUGGCCGUAUGGAGUCCUCCCCACGCGGCAGCCGUAGCCAGAGAGGCCAGGGUUCUUGCAACAAUAUGUUCUGCGGAAUGGACACGAGACUCAUUGCCGAAGCAUUCAAUAUUGACGAACAGUUAGCAAGAAAGCUUCAGAGCCAAAAUGAUUUCAGGGGCAACAUUGUCAGAGUCGAAGGUAGGAUGCAGGUAGUCAGACCACCAAGAACCCAACAAGAAAUGGAGGAGCAACGAGAGCAUGAAUCUGAAGGAAGCCGUCGUUUCAAUGGUGUCGAAGAGACUUUCUGCACCAUGAGGAUGAAGGAAAACAUUGGUGAUUCUUCACGUGCAGACAUUUUUGUCCCUGAAGUUGGUCGUAUGAGCACCGUUAACAGCCAUAACCUCCCUAUUCUCCGGUCGCUCCAGCUCAGUGCUUCCCACGUUGUUCUCCGUAAUAAUGCUGUUAGAUUACCCCACUGGCACAUGAAUGCCCACAGCUUACUAUACGCAAUUAGAGGACAAGCAAGGAUUCAGAUAGUUGAUGAAAAUGGCCGCAGUGUGUUCGAUGGCAGUAUGAGCCAAGGACAAGUACUGACUGUACCGCAGAAUUUCGUGGUGGUUAAAAGGGCGGAGAGUGACAGAUUCGAAUACGUCGCCUUCAAGACCAACGCCAACGCCAUGACCUCCGAUGUUGCUGGCCGAACUUCAUCUGUUCGAGGCAUGCCUGUGGAGGUGCUAGCCAACGCAUUCAGGGUUUCAAUUGAGGAAGCCAUGAGGAUUAAGUUUAACAGGCAGGAGACCACUUUCGGUCGGUCAGAACGUCGGUCUGAAAGAAGGGCAGUUGCUUAAGUAAUAAAUUUGUAGUAUAGGAGUUGAAUAAAAGAAAAGGACUCUUUUCAAUGUGUAGAAAUUGAAUAAAAGAAACCAAAUAGAUAUCUUGUUUUAUGUAUAAUGCAAGUUGACAGAGUUUCUACUUGUAAAUUAAUAAAA
Messenger RNA from Mercurialis annua (annual mercury), 1683 nucleotides. Its product is annotated as 11S globulin seed storage protein 1-like. Gene Ontology annotation, molecular function: nutrient reservoir activity. The record is from RefSeq and is a predicted model, not a curated record. Lineage: Eukaryota; Viridiplantae; Streptophyta; Magnoliopsida; Malpighiales; Euphorbiaceae. Bases 118 to 1542 code for a protein of 474 amino acids. The transcript is spliced from 3 exons.